Messenger RNA from Suncus etruscus (white-toothed pygmy shrew), 2089 nucleotides. It is a transcript of the gene PANK3, whose product is annotated as pantothenate kinase 3. The transcript has 7 exons. The record is from RefSeq and is a predicted model, not a curated record. NCBI's taxonomy places the organism in Eukaryota, Metazoa, Chordata, Mammalia, Eulipotyphla, Soricidae. Gene Ontology annotation, molecular function: pantothenate kinase activity; ATP binding. The coding region runs from base 300 to 1412 and encodes 370 amino acids. Gene Ontology annotation, biological process: coenzyme A biosynthetic process. Gene Ontology annotation, cellular component: cytosol; nucleus.
GCGGGCUAUUUCCUAGCUCGGGGCUCGGGGCCUUUUGUUUGCAGCAGCUGCUGAGGUUGGGGGGUUCGGGGGGCACCCCCACAACUCCCCGGAGCGGAGAGGCGUGUGGAGAGGCCCCAGCUCUCGGGGUUCCUGCUCCAGCCCUCGUGGGGGUGGGCGCCCCGCCCUCGGCCCGCCCCGUGGGUGGGGAGGACCGGCGGGCCCAGGCCCAAGCCUAAGCCCUGCACCCUCCGCCUUGCAGCCCUUCUGCCCUCGGUGCCCCAGACCCAAGGCCGCCCUGCGCUCCUCGGGCCUUCACCAUGAAGAUCAAAGAUGCCAAGAAACCCUCUUUCCCAUGGUUUGGCAUGGACAUUGGAGGGACUUUAGUAAAGCUCUCGUAUUUUGAGCCCAUUGAUAUCACAGCAGAAGAAGAACAAGAAGAAGUUGAAAGUUUAAAAAGUAUCCGCAAGUAUUUGACUUCUAAUGUGGCAUAUGGCUCCACUGGAAUUCGGGACGUACACUUGGAACUCAAGGACUUAACCCUUUUUGGUCGAAGAGGGAACUUGCACUUUAUCAGAUUUCCAACCCACGACUUGCCUACUUUUAUCCAAAUGGGAAGAGAUAAGAACUUCUCCACAUUACACACGGUGCUCUGUGCAACUGGAGGUGGUGCUUACAAGUUUGAAGAAGAUUUUCGUACAAUUGGAAACCUCCACUUGCACAAACUGGAUGAACUUGAUUGCCUUGUAAAGGGCUUGCUGUACAUAGACUCCGUCAGUUUCAAUGGACAGGCAGAAUGUUAUUAUUUUGCCAAUGCCUCAGAGCCUGAGCGAUGCCAAAAGAUGCCUUUUAACCUGGAUGACCCUUACCCGCUGUUGGUCGUCAACAUCGGCUCUGGAGUCAGUAUUUUAGCAGUCCAUUCCAAAGACUGCUAUAAACGAGUCACUGGGACAAGCCUUGGUGGGGGCACCUUCCUAGGAUUGUGCAGUUUAUUGACGGGCUGCGAAAGCUUUGAAGAGGCUCUUGAAAUGGCAUCCAAAGGAGACAGUACCCAAGCUGACAAGCUGGUCCGUGAUAUUUAUGGAGGAGACUAUGAAAGAUUUGGUCUGCCUGGGUGGGCCGUAGCAUCCAGCUUUGGGAAUAUGAUUUAUAAGGAGAAGCGAGAAGCUGUUAGUAAAGAGGAUCUAGCAAGAGCCACCUUAGUGACCAUCACCAAUAACAUCGGCUCUGUGGCACGGAUGUGUGCUGUUAAUGAGAAAAUAAACAGAGUUGUCUUUGUCGGGAAUUUUUUACGGGUCAACACUCUGUCAAUGAAACUUCUGGCAUAUGCACUGGAUUACUGGUCGAAAGGCCAACUGAAGGCGCUGUUUCUAGAGCAUGAGGGGUACUUUGGAGCAGUUGGUGCACUUCUUGGACUGCCAAAUUUCAGCUAAAGCAUCGGCUUUAUCUCUGCUAAUAAGUAUGACGCAAGAGGAAGCAAGAACCAGAGGCACUAUUACUGCAUUAUUUGUCACUGGGCACCAAAGGAGUUAAGAAAAAAAAAGUGGUUGAUUUUUUUUUUUUUUUAAUGUCAAAAUGGUAAGCUGCUAAGUCGCCGUAUCGGAAAAGAGCUUUGUAAUAUGAAGUGUUUCGAACAGAAAUGCUUUCCCCUUUUGUAUGCUCAGAGUUGAGUCCUCGAUGCAAUACGACCUCUGAUCAUUGAACUUCUUGUCUGGAAAGUUUUCUAUUUAUUUUAUGUACCAGCAUUUCAGUACUGUAUGCUAAACCAAUCUUUUAGUUCAUGAGAAUAAUUGAUUCUGAAUACUUGUUACCAAUCUGUUCUUUGGGGUUAUUCGUGAACAGACAGUAACACAAAAUUUAAUGAAAUGGCAAUCAGACAAAGAUGAACAUUUUUCUGGGAUUUUAGACACAUGAAGGCAAUGUUAUUGUUAUUUUUAUUAUUGUAGUUUUUCAGUCACCUCACCAAAAGCACGUUUAUUGAUUUUUCACUCUUAAACUUUUCCCAGAUGCCAUAAUUCGGUUUACACUGUGUUAAAUUAGUACCCUAAUUUAAACAUGAAUUCUAGAACAUUUUUGGAAUAUGAAUUUUUUUUUCAGAGUGGAGACUUAG